GCAGACGACAGGAUUUGCAAUGUACGGUUCACGCCAUAAUAUCUCUCGUGCAUUCCAAUGACGAAAUAACUUUAUGUGAAUUUUUUUAACGAUAUCCGCUUGUACUUCGAAGAAUUCGAUAUUCCAAAAAGAGAGAUUGGAUUAAAUUCUGUGGUAAUAUUGUCAUUCGAUACUUUUAAACAAGAGUUGGCGUGCGUGGCCAAUUUUGCCAACUAUUUCCGGAAUAAUAAGCCGCCGUGAGGUGACGUUUGCUAUUAUUGUCCGUAAGGAAAGUAUCAAUUUGGACGCUUCAGGUGCGUGGUGUCUUCCCAAACAAAAUGGGCCUAAUGAUCAGCAACCUAUUCACCCAGCUUUUUGGUAAAAAGCAAAUGAGAAUAUUAAUGGUGGGUCUAGAUGCUGCUGGCAAAACUACCAUAUUGUACAAAUUGAAACUUGGUGAAAUUGUCACAACGAUACCUACCAUUGGUUUCAACGUUGAAACUGUUGAAUAUAGGAAUAUAUGUUUCACGGUGUGGGAUGUGGGUGGCCAAGAUAAAAUCAGACCGCUCUGGAGACACUAUUUCCAGAACACUCAAGGCCUCAUUUAUGUUGUUGACAGUAAUGAUCGCGAACGUAUAGGAGAGGCUGAACGUGAAUUAGCGAAUAUGUUGAAAGAAGACGAGCUGCGGGAUGCAGUUCUUCUCGUUUUUGCUAAUAAGCAAGAUUUGCCCAAUGCCAUGUCUGCUGCAGAACUUACAGAUAAAUUGAGACUUAAUUCACUGAGCGGGCGUCACUGGUAUAUCCAAAGCACUUGCGCUACACAAGGACACGGACUCUAUGAAGGACUCGAUUGGUUGAGUAACGAAUUAGCCAAAAAGUGAUAAAGCACUGUCGCAUUUGUAUUCUUCAUGAACAAUUUAUUCAUUAAGCAUGGACGUAGAAGACAGGUUGCAAUCUCCGUUUUAUCAGAUUAUGCACUAUGUGUACGAUUUAAUACUACUGUGAUUCUAAUUUCUAAGAAGAAAACUACUUGGAAUAAUAGAGUAACUCGACCGACUCAAUGAUCGUAAAGCUUAUAUAGGUUUCACGUUUGAAAUGAAGUUUCCCUUCGAUAGAGAAAAAAUUAUGAAUUAGAUAAGCGUAUGAAUUUAUCGGUUACAUUUUAUUUGUAUGCUAUUUUCGAUUUUAACUUGUAGAGUUAUAAGUUCACUUGAGAAUGUAUAGAGUUUUGAAAUAAACAAGAAAUAUUUCUACGUUGAUUUCAGUAAAUACAUUGUUCUCAUUUUUUAAAGAA
Hylaeus volcanicus is the source of this 1273-nucleotide messenger RNA. RefSeq names its product ADP-ribosylation factor 2 (gene Arf102F). Gene Ontology annotation, biological process: intracellular protein transport; vesicle-mediated transport. The record is from RefSeq and is a predicted model, not a curated record. Bases 318 to 860 code for a protein of 180 amino acids. Gene Ontology annotation, molecular function: GTPase activity; GTP binding. The transcript is spliced from 2 exons. Gene Ontology annotation, cellular component: plasma membrane; cytoplasm. Lineage: Eukaryota; Metazoa; Arthropoda; Insecta; Hymenoptera; Colletidae.